CUGGAGGCCCUGCAGGCUGCCUGCAUCCCUGUGCUGCUGAGUGAUGGCUGGGAGCUACCCUUCGCCGAAGCCAUCGACUGGAGCAAAGCUGCUGUCGUGGGCAACGAGAGGCUCCUGCUGCAGAUCCCCUCCGCCGUCCGCUGCAUCCACCCGGAGCGCGUGCUGGCUUUCCAGCAGCAGACCCAGUUCCUGUGGGAUGCAUACUUCUCCUCCGUCGACAAGAUCGUGCACACCACGCUGGAGAUCAUCAGGGACCGGCUGCUCCCGCAGCGCUCCCGCUCCCGCUUCCUCUGGAACACGCUGCCCGGGGGGCUCCUGGCUCUGCCCGACUUCUCCACCCACCCCGGGGACUUCCCCUUCUACUACCUGCAGCACGGCUCCAGCCCCUCCGAGAAGUUCACAGCUUUCAUCCGCGCUGCCUCGCCGGGGGGGUCCCCGUCCCAGCCCCUCCUCAGGCUCAUCCAGGCCGUCUCUGGGUCCCAGCACUGUGCCCAGAUCCUGGUGCUGUGGAGCUGUGAGAAGCCACCACCACCGAGUGGGAAAUGGCCCCAGACCACCGUGCCUCUGACCAUCAUCCAGGGCACGGGGAAGGGGCUGGUGGACGGCCUGGCCGCCUGCGAGGACAUCCUGAUGAAUGUCCUCGUGGCCACCGUCACCAAGCUGCCGCCCAUCAAGGUCACCCAGUGGAGGCAGCACAAAGAGACGGUGCCCCAGCAGGGCUACAUGCCCCUCGUGUCCUCCCAGCUGCGCCUCGACCCCGUCCUCUUCAAGGACCAGGUCUCUGUCCUGCGCAAGAAAUACCCACGCUUGGAGAAGCCCUGA
Messenger RNA from Merops nubicus (carmine bee-eater), 822 nucleotides. Its product is annotated as exostosin-like 1. Gene Ontology annotation, cellular component: membrane. Lineage: Eukaryota; Metazoa; Chordata; Aves; Coraciiformes; Meropidae. The transcript has 8 exons. The annotation marks the transcript as partial. The record is from RefSeq and is a predicted model, not a curated record. Gene Ontology annotation, molecular function: glycosyltransferase activity.